UAUUAUUCGCCAAGUUGAGGGGUGAAAGGAUAGAUUUUUCCUGCCGAGUAACUUAUCCACUAUUUUUGGGACAUUUAUAUGUUAUCACUAAAAAUAACUUUUUCUGUAGCUCUAUCCUUCAGUAUUGUUUCUUUCUUGAGGAAAGAAAAUGAAUUUCACAAGUGAUGCUAAAUAUUGCCGAUCAAUUGAAUUAAAAGCUUUCGAUGAUACUAAAGCCGGUGUUAAAGGACUCGUCGAUGCCGGAAUUACCAAAAUCCCUCUAAUUUUCCAUCAACCUCCUCAUGCUUUAGAUUAUAUUUCACAUGCUCCUAAGAAUACUGGUACCGAGUUCGAUUUUCCUAUCAUAGAUCUUCAGAAUUUCGAAAAUAGUGCAGAUUCACGCAAGGAAAUCGUCGAAAAAGUACGAAAUGCAUCGGAGAGUUGGGGGUUUUUCCAAGUUGUCAAUCAUGGAAUUCCUAUCAAUGUUCUUGAGGAGAUGAAGGAUGGUGUACGUCGAUUUUACGAGCAAGAUAUAGAUCUGAAAAAGAAAUACUAUACUCGCGAUUUAACUAAAAAGGUAGUUUAUAAUAGCAAUUUUGAUUUGUACACAGCACCGGCAGCUAAUUGGAGAGAUACGAUCGCGAUCCAAAUGGCUCCUCAUCUUCCACAACCUGAAGAGAUUCCAGAAGUUUGCAGAGAUAUAUUGAUGGAGUAUUUCGACCAAAUAAAGAUGUUGGGGAAGUUAAUGUUGGAAUUAUUAUUAGAAGCUCUUGGUCUGAAACCAAACCACUUGGAAGAAAUGGACUGUGACAAAGGUCUUUUUGUUUUGUGCCAUUACUAUCCACCGUGCCCUGAGCCGGAAUUAACCUUUGGCACAAGCAAGCACGCCGAUGGUGACUUCCUCACUCUGCUUCUCCAAGAUCAUAUCGGCGGCUUACAAGUACUCCAUCAAAAUCAUUGGAUUGACGUUCCUCCCACGCCCGGUGCCCUAGUGGUUAAUAUUGGAGAUCUUUUACAGCUCGUUUCGAAUGACAAGUUCAAAAGCAUUGAGCACAGGGUGCUGGCGAACCGCGAAGAAGAAGCAAGAUUAUCGGUGGCAUGCUUCUUUAGCACAGAUUUAUUUUCGGUGUCAAGACUUUACGGACCUAUUGAGGAGCUAUUAUCUGAAGAUAAUCCUCCAAAGUACAGAGAAACCUCAAUCAAAGAAUUCUCUAAACACCGUAAUGCUAGAGGACUUGAUGGAGUUUCUAGUCUGCUUCAUUUAAAGCUGUGAAAACUUGUAUAAUUCAAUCAUCAUGUAGAACUUAUUAGUAUUCUUGUCAAGAUGUUCCGUAUAAAUUGCUGAUAUAAAGGGAAUAAAAUGAGUUUGUGAAGCUAAGAGAUCAACCAAUGACUAGUUGAUUGGAUUAAUGUUCACAUUACUUUAUAAUUGUUUUUGCAGGUUA
Molecule: messenger RNA, 1424 nt
Organism: Mercurialis annua (annual mercury)
Lineage: Eukaryota; Viridiplantae; Streptophyta; Magnoliopsida; Malpighiales; Euphorbiaceae
Product: 1-aminocyclopropane-1-carboxylate oxidase homolog 1-like
Exons: 3
Coding region: 149-1252 (367 amino acids)
Source: RefSeq, a predicted model, not a curated record